Prunus armeniaca (apricot) is the source of this 252-nucleotide messenger RNA. The record is from the annotation of a GenBank genome assembly. NCBI's taxonomy places the organism in Eukaryota, Viridiplantae, Streptophyta, Magnoliopsida, Rosales, Rosaceae.
AUGUGUUGCCCCUUUUUCAGAGUUAGCGAGAACUAUGCCCAAAGUAUCCUGAGAGAGAAGCAAGUCCCAGGGGGGUACUUUGUUCUUCUUUUAGCGGCUGUGUGUUUUGUGCUGAUGUUUUCGGUAGCUCGACAAAGAGUUGAAGAUGGUGCAUUGAUGUUGCACAGGCUUGACAUGAGGCUAGACGAAGAGCUUGUGAUGUCUACGUUCUCUUACCAAAAAGGUAAUGACCGUGGUUUCAACUUAGCUUGA